CUUCUCCAGUGUCGCCCACCAAAGUGUCGUCGACGCUGCUUCAUUCCCUACACCAUGCUCACCCACCGCGCCGCCUUAACGGCCGUGCGCUCCUUGCGCGUUGCGCGACUGUCGACGUCCAGCAUCGUACGGGCAUCUCCGGCCCCAGCAGAAACACAAGCAAUCAGCGAAAUGAAGCCUGUGAAGCAAGAUGUCGGCGCACCGGUCGAGUUCUCGCAGAUGCCGUACGAUCCCCAGUUGGGCGACUAUCCCCAGCUGCCAGCAGUAAGCAGGCAAUGGAGACAACCCGGUGAUCAGUGGUGGGACAAGCAAGACAGGAGGAACUUCGGGGAACCUGUGCAUGAACAAGACGAAGUGCUCACCGUCUGGGCACCCGACGUGUACCCCGUCUCGGGCCCGUCUGCAAUCUUCCAGUUCUCGAUGGCUUGCCUUGUGUUUACGGCCUUUGGCGUUAUACUUUCCUUCGUCCGGCCCGAUCGCCCGGCUGUACCGAGGGAGUAUCCGUACAACGGGCUGGCGGAGCAUUUGGGUGGGGAGAUCAACAAGGCUAACACCGCCGAGGAUGAGGAAUAGACGGGUGAACGGACCAAAUUACUAAAUGUAUCAUACGCGAAUCAUAUAUCCUUGAACAUCAC
Molecule: messenger RNA, 635 nt
Organism: Dacryopinax primogenitus
Lineage: Eukaryota; Fungi; Basidiomycota; Dacrymycetes; Dacrymycetales; Dacrymycetaceae
Exons: 3
Coding region: 172-573 (133 amino acids)
Cellular component (GO): mitochondrion
Source: RefSeq, a predicted model, not a curated record